AUGUCUCCGAUUAUCGACAACAAAGGAGCUGUAGAAGCAGCAGACAAAGAAGCUGAAUUUGCUAUCGGAGAUGGGCUCAAUCCCAGUUCAAGUAUCGAACAGGCGUCGCUGGCUGAGUUGGCCGACAGCAGGAAUGGUCAAUUCCACCGCUCCUUCUCCCCUCGUCAGAUCCAUAUUAUCUCUCUUGGAUCCAAUAUCGGCAGCGGCGUGUUCCUCGGCACAGGCAAGGCAUUGGCAAAUGGAGGCCCUGGCUUCAUGAUCAUUGCUUACUUCUUGGUCUGUUCAUGCAUCUGGGCCGUGUUACAGACCCUUGGAGAGAUGACCAUUGCCUUCCCGACCAGUGGCAAUUACAUCGACUAUGCCGAUCGAUGGGUUGACCCUGCGCUGGCUUUCGGUGCUGGUUUCGCUGAAUGGCUCGGCUGGGUUGCUGUUGUUGCACUCGAAGCCAUAUUCUUUAAUAUCUUCGUGCAGUACUGGGCUGAAGGUGCCUUACCACUACCAGCAUCCAUCACAAUUUUCCUUGUCAUUGUCCUUGCGAUAUUCCUCCUUCCUAACAAGGCCUUCGCUUGGUUUGAGUACGUCACAUCAGUGAUCAAAAUUUUCUUAUUCCUGUUGAUCAUCGUCCUGUCUCUGGCAAUCGUCUGCGGCGCAGGUCCAGGAGGCUAUGUACAUGAUGGAGCUUACUGGAGAGAUUUACCACCGUUCAAGAAUGGGUUUACUGGUUUCGCCAAUUGUGCAUUGCUGGCUGUUGCAGGCGUCGGGGAUCAAGUCUUCAUUGGCAUUAUGGGUGGCGAGGCUUCAUCUCCUCGUUUCAGCAUGGCACACGCGACUAAACUCGUGCCUUUCCGAGUCAACUUCGUCUACAUGUUGAGUGUUGUUUUCAUUACACUUCUAGUAAGGUCCGAUGAUGAGCGUCUUCUUGGGGGCUCCGACGUUACCGCGUCUGCGUUCGUCAUCGCGAUUGCAGACGCGAAUAUCGCAGGCGUUCCAGAUCUCAUCAACGCAGCCAUGAUCACUGGUAUACUGGCAAUCGCAGCCGAAUCAAUCUACUUGUCCUCCAGGAUUGUGCGAGAAAUGGCACACAAGCGAUUAGUUCCUCAAUUUAUUGCAAAGGUGGACAGUCGGGGCCGACCACGCUGGGCACUCGCAAUAACUUGUGCUGUCGCGGUCUUCCUGAGCUAUCUCAGUCUGAGCUCUGGCGGCUAUGAACUCUUUGUCUGGCUCGUCAACAUAUCCAGUUCUGCCUACUUCAUUAACUGGAUGAUCAUCUCAUUCACAUCCUGGCGCUUCCACCAAGCCCUGCAAGCCCAGAACGAUCCUCUCUUCCGACAAGUCUACGCUUGGAAGUCCAUUUCAUGGCCGCUGAUGCCCAUCUGGAUGAUGCUGAUCUCCAUCCUGCUUGUUGUCUGCUGCAUCUUCGCUGGAGCUAAGCCCUUGGGUGGCGGAGGCUUCACCGCGUACACGUUCUUCCAGUACAUCAUUGGACUGUUGAUUAUUGUGGGUUUCACACUCGCGUACAAAUUGAUCAUGCGAACCGAGUGGCGCGAUCCAAAGACGGCAGAUCUCAUUACUGGGAGAAGAAUCUUGACCGCGCAAGAGAUCAAGUAUCUCGAUGAUUACUAUGCCAUGCCCAAGUGGAGGCGAUUUGGAACUUACGUGCAAUUGUGGUAA
This is a messenger RNA of Exophiala bonariae, 1671 nucleotides long. RefSeq lists its product as uncharacterized. The coding region runs from base 1 to 1671 and encodes 556 amino acids. The transcript has 7 exons. NCBI's taxonomy places the organism in Eukaryota, Fungi, Ascomycota, Eurotiomycetes, Chaetothyriales, Herpotrichiellaceae. Gene Ontology annotation, molecular function: amino acid transmembrane transporter activity. The record is from RefSeq and is a predicted model, not a curated record. Gene Ontology annotation, cellular component: membrane. Gene Ontology annotation, biological process: amino acid transmembrane transport.